UGCUUGCAGGAUUCUGGGCGCAGCGAAUCAGGUUGAGCCGAGCGAGGAUUUAAACCAAGACACGGAGGCUACAAAAAACUACACGGCAUCAGCCUCCAUUACGAGUCACAGUCUUUUUGUUGAAGCAGCGCACGUUUCGAAAUGGCUCUUCGAGUAACCAGGAACCGCUUGGCUUCUACCAGGAAUGACCUAGGUGGAAAGGCCUGCUCGGUCACCGGGCCUUCACUGAAGCCUCGAGCUGCGCUUGGAGAGAUCGGAAACAUCGCAGCCAACAAAGAAACGCAGAAAAAGACCGUCAAGACAGAGGCCACGAAGAAGACUAAAGUCACCGCCAAAGUUGAGAAAGUAGUUGCUGUUGAACCACCAAAAAAUGCGGCUCCUGUUAAACCUGAGCCAGAGGUGGAGGUUCUUCCGGAACCAGCAUCCCCCACUCCAAUGGAGACUUCAGGCUGUGAGCCCGCUGACCUCUGUCAAGCAUUUUCAGACGUCAUUCUGCACACGGCUAUCAGAGAUGUGGACGCAGAUGACUACGAGAACCCCAUGCUCUGCAGUGAAUAUGUGAAAGACAUCUACAAGUACCUUCGACAGCUUGAGGUUGAGCAGAACGUCAGACCCACUUAUCUGCAGGGCAAGGAGGUUACUGGCAACAUGCGGGCCAUUCUCAUUGACUGGCUUGUACAAGUGAACCUCAAGUUCCGUCUGCUGCAGGAGACGAUGUACAUGACUGUGGGAAUCAUCGACCGGUUUCUUCAGGACCACCCAGUCCCCAAGAAGCAGCUGCAGCUGGUUGGUGUGACCGCAAUGUUCCUUGCUUCCAAAUACGAGGAAAUGUAUCCCCCUGAGAUCUCCGACUUUGCCUAUGUUACGGACAAGGCCUACACCACCGCCCAGAUCCGAGACAUGGAGAUGACAAUCCUCCGGGUGCUAAAGUUCCAGUUGGGACGCCCUCUUCCCCUGCAGUUCCUCCGACGGGCCUCAAAGAUCUACGAGGUGACUGCUGAUCAACACACCCUGGCAAAAUACCUCCUAGAGCUGACCAUGGUCGACUAUGAGAUGGUUCACUUCCCACCUUCCAUGGUGGCAAGUGCUGCUUUGGCUCUUACCCUCAAGAUCUUAGAUGCUGGUGAAUGGGAUGUGACACUGCAGCACUACAUGGACUACACAGCAGAGAGUUUGAUUCCUGUGAUGGCGCACAUUGCCAAAAAUGUUGUAAAAGUGAACGAGGGGCUGACCAAACACAUAGCCAUUAAAGGUAAAUACUCGACUUCGAAGCAGAUGAGGAUCGCUACCAUCCCACAGCUCAAAUCUUCAGUGGUGAAGGAGCUUGCAAAGCAAGUCACCCAGUGAGAGGACUCAAUGUUUUUUAGCACCAUGUGCUGAUUUGUACAGUUUUAACUUAAACUUUUUAACAUGACCUGAAGGGUCAGCGCGCUAAGGACCAUGACAGUGGUUUGCAUGUUUAACCAACUGAGAUUGUGUUUUGGUUUUUUACUGAACAUUUCAAAGACUGUUGCAAGGUUUGCUUUCCCAUGUCAAGUCUUGGUUUUCAUGUAACACCUGCAGAUCUUGUGACAUGCUUUGCGAUGGUCAGAUGUAACAGGUGCAGUGGCCUGGUGGGGCUCUCCCUAUUUUUAUAAAAAUGGGAUCAUUUCUUAAUGUGUGAAUGUGUAAAGUAUUGCUGUACUUAAUUUUACUUGUCUCUUUUAAAUCUUCUAUUAAAUGGUUUCUGAAAAGCU
Acanthopagrus latus (yellowfin seabream) is the source of this 1736-nucleotide messenger RNA. It is a transcript of the gene ccnb1, whose product is annotated as cyclin B1. Gene Ontology annotation, cellular component: nucleus; cyclin B1-CDK1 complex; mitochondrial matrix. Bases 142 to 1347 code for a protein of 401 amino acids. Gene Ontology annotation, molecular function: cyclin-dependent protein serine/threonine kinase regulator activity. The transcript is spliced from 9 exons. The record is from RefSeq and is a predicted model, not a curated record. Lineage: Eukaryota; Metazoa; Chordata; Actinopteri; Spariformes; Sparidae. Gene Ontology annotation, biological process: mitotic cell cycle phase transition; mitotic metaphase chromosome alignment; regulation of cyclin-dependent protein serine/threonine kinase activity.